Messenger RNA from Soboliphyme baturini, 1095 nucleotides. The record is from the annotation of a GenBank genome assembly. Lineage: Eukaryota; Metazoa; Nematoda; Enoplea; Dioctophymatida; Soboliphymatidae.
AUGUGGUGCGAAAAAGCGGCAGAACUGCGGGAGUGUGCGCGGAGUUGUAUGAACGACAUGGUCGGAGGAGGAGGUUGUUACCGUUGCUUCGCAGCCUGCGUGCUACAGAAAGCUAGCGGUGGCCAGAAGACACUGGACAGUCGUGCGGGCAAGACCUAUCAACGCUAUACGUCGGACGAGGAGUACCAGCCGGUGGAUGACGGUAAAAGGGGGGUACGGCGAUGCCGACGAUGGGGUCGUUGUGGCGUCGGUAUCACAACCUCCGUGUGCAGCAACAGGGGGACAGCAGCAGAGUACGACGUGGAUGAGGAUGAGGAUGAGGACGAGGACGAAGACGAGGACGAAGUCUGUUGCUGCGAGGAGGAAGAGGAGGACAGCAGCGCCUCUGCUUCCUCGUCCCUCGUCUGUUGUUCGACUUCUCCACGACGCCGUCUGCUUGGUGGCAGCGGCGGUGAUUGCGACGGUGACUCAGUAGUCGUCGGCGGCGGCGGUGUUCGAGGACAUCGCGUGAUGAACAAGAUCCGACGACCGGCGCGCGUCGCUUUCGUCAAUAGCCACCACCACGCUGGCGAGGAGAGCGACGACGAACGGGAGGAUCAAGACGUUCGACAGGACAAACAGUGGAUGUCGUCGGCAGCGGCUGCAGGCGUCCGCGGCAACAUCGUCCUCAUCCGGGGACACCGACGUGGUGACCAAAUGACCUCCGACGACGUGACAGCGAUGACCACGGCUACCACAGCGAAACCUUCGUCCGCGUCCGCCAGAUGGAGGCGAGGGGGGUUCGGCGGUGUCGGUUGUAAAGUGACGGAGAUGGCGGCGGCGCCGGCGGCGGUCACAGCCUGCGGCAGCGGGUUGCAUUACGCGAUGCUGCGCGAAGGUCAGGCGCUGGUGUGCCGCGUCGACCGUGCCUGCCGAGAGCUGACCACUCGGCUGAGGCAUGGUCAGCUGUUCCGCAAGUGGGAAUCCCACUGCCUCGCUCUGCAGCGCGAUCAGCUCAUCUCCAAAACCGUAAGCCACAUUCCGUUUAAUUAUUCUUAUUAUUUUUUGAUAAGGCUCCUCCUCUCUUAUCUUUAUUUGUACUCACUCAUGAACUGA